This is a messenger RNA of Scatophagus argus, 7811 nucleotides long. It is a transcript of the gene lmtkb, whose product is annotated as apoptosis-associated tyrosine kinase b. The record is from RefSeq and is a predicted model, not a curated record. Lineage: Eukaryota; Metazoa; Chordata; Actinopteri; Scatophagidae. Bases 1147 to 5649 code for a protein of 1500 amino acids. Gene Ontology annotation, molecular function: protein tyrosine kinase activity; ATP binding. Gene Ontology annotation, biological process: brain development; peptidyl-tyrosine autophosphorylation. The transcript is spliced from 12 exons.
AGAAAUUAAAUAUGAAAUUUAAAAAGCCAAAAGCAAGGACACCAAUCUCCAAAUGAAGUCGUUUUAUGUACCAAAGUCUGUUAUCUUAUCAUAGGAGUAGAUUAUCUGACUACUGCAGCCAGUACUUCAAACUGAUGCGUGGGACCCUUUUGUAUGCAGAGCAGGAUGCACCAGGGCCUUAGUUCUUCUACUAAUAACAAAUCAUGGUUCAGUUUUUUUAAGACUUUAUUUAUUCUCCCAGAAAGUGGCCUCGUCCCCUCAUUGUUCCAUCAGCAUUAUGAAUAUUUGAGGUUGACAUGAUGGCAGAGGUGGGAGCCAUUUGCUUGCCACUGUUAUUGCCGGGACUCAGUCCAUUCCUGUGUGCUGGAGCUGGUGGAUAAUAGCCCCAGUGUGUGCGUACUAACUGGUCCUAACUGGUGCCAUGCUGCCCUAAGCAGCCAGACAAUGGCGGUGAUUCUUCUUCGGACCAGAGAGAGCGUGAGUGGGUGUAAGGAAUGACCAGUCUGGAGAAAGAGAUGGGGGCGUCCAAUAUGGCCUCCACACAGUGACUGGACUGUGUGGCAGUCUGGAAGGGGAGGACAGCAUCACAAAGAUCCGUCUGUCCUCCUCUACGCCCAGAAUCUGAGUGUCAUCGUGGGAGACACAGAGCCAAAGAAAGAGAUUCGGGUGGCGGGGGGUGUUGUCAGUUGAGUCUCAUUUGGGUGAUCUGGGACGGGACGGUCGGGCGUGUUCGGCAGGCAGGAAGGACUCAGGUCGUCAGGGGAUGCUAACAGAUAUGCAUCAGGGCUUUGGAGGACAGGCAGACGGGUUGGUGUCAGAGGCGGCUCAAUACAGAAUUAGAGCGGAGUUACAUUUGUUUACUCAGGGACGAUGGGCAACAUCCACUGGCAUGUUCGGACCUUCCCUUUCAGAAAGGGUUGAUAACUAUCGAUUGGACAGACGAUGGAUUCCACAGUGGCCUCUUAAGACCCUGGAUAUGUCCAGCUCCUGAAAUCCACAGAUCUCAGCCGCAACAGUCUUCUCUACCUGAAGGAGAUCGGAAAUGGCUGGUUCGGGAAGGUUCUGCUUGGGGAGGUGAAUGCAGGUCUAAACACCACCCAGGUGGUGGUGAAGGAACUCAAAGCCAGCGCCAGCGUGCAGGACCAGAUGCACUUCCUGGAGGAAGCACAGCCUUACCGCACCCUCCAGCACCACGCUCUGCUGCAGUGCUUGGCCCAGUGCACUGAGGUCACUCCUUACCUGCUGGUGAUGGAGUUUUGUCCACUGGGGGAUGUGAAGGGUUACCUCCGAAGCUGCAGGACCACAGACACUAUGACCCCAGAGCCCUUGAUUCUUCAGCGGAUGGCUUGUGACAUCGCCUCAGGACUCUUGCACCUGCACAAGCACAGCUUCAUACACAGUGACCUGGCUUUGAGGAACUGCCUGUUGUCUGCUAAUGUCUCGGUGAAGAUCGGGGACUAUGGCCUGUCCCACACCAAGUACAAGGAUGAUUACUACGUGACAUCAGAGCAGAUGUACGUGCCGUUGCGUUGGAUCGCUCCAGAGCUGGUGGAUGAGGUGCAUGGAAACCUGCUGGUGGCUGACCAGACCCAGCAGAGCAACAUGUGGUCUCUGGGUGUGACGAUCUGGGAGCUGUUUGAGCUGGCCAACCAGCCCUACAGACACUACUCUGACAGACAGGUGCUGACCUACGCUGUGAGGGAGCAGCAGCUGCGACUGCCCAAGCCGCUGCUCAAAGUGCCGCUGGCUGAGCGCUGGUAUGAGGUAAUGCAGUUCUGCUGGCUCCAGCCUGAUCAGAGACCCACUGCAGAGGAAGUACACUUGCUGCUCAGCUAUCUGUGUGCCAAGGGGGCCAGCGAGGCUGAAGAGGACUUUGAGAGGCGAUGGAACUCUAUGCGUCCCAAUACUGGAUUCAACAGCCACCGUGCUGCCUCUGCGAUGCCACGAGACCACCCCUCGUCAACCUCCUCCUCCUUCCCUCUCCUUGAGCAGUUUUCAGCUGGUGAUGGGUACCACUCAGAGUCAGGGGAUGACAUACUAACCGUCACUGAGACCAGCCAUGGCCUGAACUUUGAGUACAAGUGGGAACAAGCCAGGGCAGACCAGUCGUAUAGAGCCCCAGACUCCCCUAGUGCCCUGGGGCAAGUCAAUCAUCAUUGUCAAGAAGCAUUUUACCCACCUGGAGGCAUGGUGGGAGGCUGCCCCAUGGAGAGCCACAGCCAUGGACUUUCUCCAUCUUACUACCAACCUAAACAUCUACAUGCGCCAGGCAUACUUCCUGUCCUCAGUGCCCAUAGUCCCUCAGUAAACAGUGAAUACUACAUCCGCAUCGAAGAGCCAGUAGACUGUAACAUCGAUCCAGAGUACACCAUGUGCUCCUACAGCCCAGACUACCAAGGUAGCAGUGGGAGCUUUCUGACUGGCAGUGCCGACUCAGGCGAGUGCAUGGCCUGCCCAUCACAGGCUAAGAACAUGGGUCCCUAUUGGUCAGCAGACAUUCACAAGUCAGAUGUGUACGACUCCAAUGACUCAAGUCCAGCUAUCUCCCUGACAAUGGAGCCCCUUUUAGGGCAAGUGCUGGACAGCAGCCCACUACCACCCUGGGAGUCCAGUCACUAUGUGUCCUACAAAGACAGAGAUGGGGGUUACUACUAUGAACACUCACCCCCUUUGGGAAUAGAUCACUAUUUAACUGGACGUGAGUUCUCCAGUGAACAUCAUCAGGAAAGCUGGGGGUCAAGAAGUCUGCGUCAGGCCUUGGGUGAGUUGGAGAACCCGCUAGGCAUAUCCCCGUCUGUAAACGGUCCGUCUCAACAGGCCUACAGAGACGCGUACCUGGACACAAGUCAAUCCUCCAUCAUCGGAAAGAAUGUGACAGGAGGCUAUUAUGACAUGAUGGGCUCCCUGAGAAAGACUAUGCCCAGCCACACCAGGCACAACAGCCACUCUGUCAGUAUUAACAUGGAGACGGAGGGGGCUCUCUUCAUUGGACACAGAGACAGUGAGUCAGAGGAUGAAGAAGAGGAUAUAUUUGUUGAGAGACACACCUGCAACACUUGGCCUUCAAAGCACAGCCACAGCAGCGUGGGUCACCACAGACGGGCGAGCCACAGCUGCAGACAGGAUGCUUAUGUAGAUUUCCACUACACAAUGCCAAGUACAGAUAUUGAAGACUCUUGGCCUGAGGAACAUAGUCUGGCCUUCCACUCUCUACCCAAACCCAUCGACUAUCUUGAACCCCACCAGGCCAAAGAUAACAGUGCCUGCCUUAGUCUGAGCAAACAUCACACAAUGGUGCCCUCAGACAACUGUAAUGCCUACAUCUACCUGUGCCAUGAGGGCGAGACUCAGGUGCCAGCAUCUGGAGAGUGCUGCCACUCGCACUUUAUUGACCCCCUCACGGGCUUGCUGGUCAGAAAUAACAGCUACAGUCACAGCUACAGUCACAACUACAUCAGUGAUAAGGUCAUUGACAUCCCAAGCAAUGAAGAGAUGAUCAACCUAUCGCCAGCUCCAGGGGGUCCAAUUGUGGCAAAACCCGGCUUGAUAAAGACUGAGGACAGUAGAGAGCAGUAUGUUGACCUUACAUGUGAUGACACACUAUUCAAUGAGAAGAGGGAGGAUGCAAUCAAAGAAAAUCCAAUCAUGCAAAAACCAGCAGAGCCUAAAAUGGAAGAGGUGACCUUAACAAUGACUAAAAGCACUCCUCCUCCUGCUGACAACAUGCAUGUGAUGGUGGCCCUCACAGAUCCGCAGUCAGAGUUGAGUCACAACGGCGAUAGUGGUGUUGAGCGAGGAGGCUCCAGCGUGAGCCUUGCUGACAUCCUCGACUGCAGUGACGAUGAUGAGGACGAUGACAUCACAGACGAUAUCACUGACAUUACCUCGGGCAUCUUUGCCGAUGAGUCCAGCGAGCUGAAUGCCUCUCCUGCUUUCAAGUCGCUACAGAAACAGGUAGGAACUCCUGAUUCCAUGGAUUCCAUGGAUCUGCCAUCUGCAGCCGGUUCUUGUGAAGGCUUCAGCCCUGUGUCCUCACACCCCUCUAACUCACCUAAAGCCAUGGACAGUGGCUAUGACACAGAAAACAAUGAGAGCCCUGAGUUUGUACCCAAGGAGCCUCAUGAACCCCGUGAACAACCUCUGGCAAAGCCUGCCCUUGAAACAAGUGUGGAGGAGAACAAGAUGCCAGAGGAACAGGGGGGCGAAGCUGAAGUGCCCACAGAGGGUGAACCAUUGCUGAGUGAAGAUAUGGCCUUAGGAACUUCACAAGCAGACGACCACAUCCUUUUACCGCUGAGCGAUAAGACGCCAUACAGAGACUCUGCCUACUUUUCAGACUAUGAGAAUGAAAAACUUGCUAGGGAUGAAGGUGAAGUACUGUCAGAGAGAGCAGGAGAUGAACAAAGUGUUGACUUGAGCGAAAAGAAGGCUGAGAAAAGGAAGAGUGAAGAAGUAAAGGACGCUGUAGCUAACAAAGACAUGAAACUUGAAAUGAAGUCCAUAUUAACAGAAGGAACAGACUCCUCUUCUGUAGAAAUGGAUGCGUACUUGACAGAAGAGUGCCACCAGGAUGAGGUUUUGGGGCACCCUCUGGAGUCCUCUGACAGUGCUUCAGUAGCAGAGAGUGGGCUGGAUGACUGGCCAUGUCAGGAAGAGAACUCAUCGCUGGGAGACUGGGCAGCAGAGGUGGUGGGGGCCAUGGAAGAAGCCCUUGGUGCCCUUAAUGGAGACUGUAGCUCCACCGUCAAGGUAGAGGAGGAAGACACAGAAGACUUGAAAAACUCUGUUCAAGAUUUAGAAACAACAGAAGAGCCGGCGAUCAAGACGAUUCAAAACAGACCGUCGGGGAUAUCCGGUGAAAUCCCGCACACUUUACCAAAGGAUGAGGUGGCCUUACAGCACACGGCAAGCUCCAGACGUUUUUCUUCUUCCUCUCCUCCGCCUCCAUCCUCUCCUCCCCCUCCACUCCCUGCAACAGAGGGCCAAAAAUUGCCAGCUGAUGGGGCAGAGGCGGAUGAGGAGGAUGGCGACACUGACGACAGUGACGAGUCAGACGAGGAGCUGCGAAAAUAUAGUGUACAGGAGCAGAGUGGGGGCGAGGAGAGCGAAGACGAGUGCCACCCAGUGCCCAUUGUGGUGAGUGAUGACAGCGAAGCCCACAAACUGCGCAGCCUCCUUAAGAUGCCGACCUUACUUACCACAGAGAACCUGGAGGAGGAGCUUGAACGCAAGAAAAAGACGGUGUCGUUUUUUGACGAUGUCACCGUCUAUUUGUUCGACCAGGAGAGCCCAACAAAGGAGCUGGCUGAGAACAGCUUUCCUUUAGGGGCAAAGAGUCAGAGCUCACGGAGCAAAUCCCACGAAAGGGUUAAUGCCUCUGAUGACUCUUCAGAUGGAAACAUCUCAGAGGAGAGUGCAGGGUACGAGUGGGAGGACGAUUUCCCCCUGCUCCCUCUACCGACUUCCUCUGUGGCAUCUGACUCCCCUCCACCCCGCACCACCCCCAAAACUCCAGAGCCCAAACCAGCGGUGCAGUACUCCCGCUUUACCGUCUCCCCGUCCAACGUGUCCCGUUUCUCCAUCACUCACAUCUCUGACUCUGAUAUGGACUCUGUAGGAGGGAGCAGUGAGGACGGGGAAAAAGAGUAACAAGCUUCGGAGACUUACUGCCUCUUUGUGACGAUGACUUGGCCUGCUAGCAUGACUUCUGAUUUAUUUUUUAAAGUCAGGUUUUAGAAACACAAGACAGUGCCUCUUCUCACCUGUGGACACUUUUGAAAGGUUCGUCCUACCACAACGGAGGACCGACCUAAGCUGUUUAGAAUACUGCAGAGGUUUAAGGUUAGUAUAAAAAAUUUACAGAAUAUUAAUAUAUACUGUACGUAAGAUGUAAAGAAUAUACGAAAGCAGGGAAAUCUCGUAUGUUGAAUUCUGCAUAUUUUUCGGGUCAAAGAGACAAAAUGGAAGGACAGACCUUUGGAAGCAUCACAUUUGCCACUCCUUUCACUUCUUCAUUCAUGAUGGGUAGCAUUCAUAAGAGUGUGGAACCACCUGGACCUGUUGCUGGUUUAAAGACACAGUGUCAACAUUUUUGGCUUUUCAACAGAUGAUCGACACCUUGAACAAGACUGUGUAGCUCCACAGACUUUAUACUUUUUAGGAAACUGCUUUACUUGUCUUAAUGAACUUAUCCCAAGUGAUAUAAAGCUUCUAAUUGGGUUCAGAGACACAUAUAGCUUGAAAUAAGUAAGCAAAGGAAUUUUAAUGGGUCACGUCUGGUUACAGAAUGUUUUUGUGGAAACAGCUGAUCCAAGCUGGACAACCUGAUUUUCUUGACCCUUUUUUGUAUCACGAUUACUAUUGUACUGUUUUACAUAAAUACGUGGUUCAUUCUCCCUAACAAAGAGACUGCCAGCACCACCGUCACAACCAACCCGGCUUUGUUGUAAAGAUCAGGCACAAUGUUGUCGCUAUGGUGACAAGAAGUAAAGGAAUUAACUCUUUAUUAACUCUUAUUAAAGUUUUGACUUUUUUUUUUUAAAUAUAGCAAUGCAUGGUUUCAAGUAAUAAGAAAACAGUAUCUAUAAUUAAUUAUCUACUGCUUAGGAGAGGAGUUAUUUUUUGGCACAUAUUGUCAUGGAAAUUUAUGUUACAAGUCCAAAACAAAUUGGAAGCAAGAGCAGACAUUCAUGUUUUGGUUGUGUGACGUAGUGACAUGAAUGAGAUCUUCUUCAUCUUUCUAUAGUACCUUUUCUGAAUAUCAGCCAGGAAACAGUUAACAGACAAAAAUGUCUGCUUUGAAGCUCAAAGAACAGUUUACCCAGAAGUGAAAAUUCAGUCAUCAUCCUCGCGCUGAUGGAAGGUCGGGUGAAGUUUCUUCCUCCACAAAACUUUGCUGGAGCCUGACAGCAGAACAUCGUAGCAGCUUGCUGCUAAACAGCCGAACUGUUCCUUUAAAUACCCAACAAAUCAACAUUCUUCAUCACAUUGAUGCAAAGAUCCAGUAAAUCAGACAUUGCCAGAAAGCAGUAAUGCUCAUUGAUUUCCAAUACUCACCAGGGCUGAGCAGAGAAGUUGAAGCUAUAGAUGCUGGUAGAAACAUUUUUUAUGGUCAGUAUUCAUCAUCAUGUUGCCCAAACCUACAGGCCAGUAUAUCAAAAUUCAUACCUGCUCAACUGUAUUAGAAAGGCUGAUAAAUUAUAUUUUUGUCUGCCGAUGUGCUUUUGCCUAUGUAAAUCAUUAUACAUGCAGUAUUUCUUAGCUUCUGCCCAUUUCUACCACACCAUAAGUUUGUGAGAGGAAUGAGAACAGCUGCCCGACUUUACUGUUACUGUCACUUUUGUCUACACUGAGCUUGUUUGGCACAGUUUUCUACUAUGACUUUAGUUUUGGAAGCUGAACUGUUAAAUCCGUCCAGAGUGUUUGUCCUGACUUGUUAUAAUUUGGCUUAUUUACAUAUAAAACGCCACAUUGCUGUUAGGUGGGACAGAUCAACUCAGUGCUGAGUCGUCUUUGUCUGAUCAGCCGGUUGAACGGCGGUCGAGGGUUAGUGUCAUCAAAAUGAGACGUCGCAGCGCUUUGCUUUCUGUGUGUGUAGUGAAUGUAGGGAAGCGAACUGGAAGUCGUCUGUUCUGGAGCGUCAAAGAAGCAGGUUGCCGUGUCUUCUCAGUGUUUGUUUGCCUUCCAAGGCUUUAAUAUUCUGUAACAGUUUAGCAUAGAACCAUCUAGACGGCUGUCCGUAAUAUUUUUGUAUCUCGACCAAAAAAAAAAAAAAAAAAAAAGAAGAAGAAGAAAAAUUCUUUUCAGAGUGU